Saccostrea echinata is the source of this 1197-nucleotide messenger RNA. Its product is annotated as growth hormone secretagogue receptor type 1-like. Bases 1 to 1197 code for a protein of 398 amino acids. Gene Ontology annotation, biological process: G protein-coupled receptor signaling pathway. NCBI's taxonomy places the organism in Eukaryota, Metazoa, Mollusca, Bivalvia, Ostreida, Ostreidae. Gene Ontology annotation, molecular function: G protein-coupled receptor activity. The transcript is spliced from 2 exons. Gene Ontology annotation, cellular component: plasma membrane. The record is from RefSeq and is a predicted model, not a curated record.
AUGGAAAACGCAAGUGAAAAUUCAACGACGAUAUUAAACCACACCAGAAAUUUUUCUUAUGUGUUCUCCAUUCCAGAACCACCAAAGUAUAUCAUCAUCGUUGCAAGUGUAAUGUAUUCCUUCAUUUUCAUCGCUGGAUUCAUCGCCAACAUCUCAGUCGUUGUCGUCGUCUGCGCUGUUAAACGUGUAAGAUCCCGAAUGAGUUUUCUGUUUGCAAACUUAAGUGUGGCAGAUCUCCUUGUUCUCCUUGUUUGCAUGCCGUCGGCCGCCAUCGAUCUUUUUGCGAAAGAAGUUUGGUAUCUUGGAGAAUUCAUGUGUAAGUUUGUGCCAUUUGUGGAACACCUGGUGUCACUGGCGUCAGUCCUUACGAUUCUGGUGAUUACUUACGACAGAUAUAGAGGGGUCUGUUAUCCCAUGAGUUCGGGCUGUUUCUGGUCAAAUCUCAGGGUGCCAACCGUUGUCUUUUUAGUUUGGAUAUUAGCUGGUGCUGCUAGUCUACCCAUAACAUUCAUCGCCAUUUAUCGAGACUCAAAAUUCUUCGACGGAACACCCAUAAAAGUUUGCAGAAUGCCAAUCAACAGUCCAUGGAAAACUGCUUAUAUUCUGGGUAUCUUUAUAUUCUUUUUUAUCGUAAUUUUGAUGAUUUUGUGUUAUUUUAUUUUCCGGAUGUGUAAGAAACUCUUAUGGCAUGCGCAGUUCCUAGAGGACCGGGCGGAGCAGGAUUCUGAGAAGACAGUAUCGGGAAGGCGUAGAAUCGUGUUCAUGUUAAUUAUUGUCAUUGUCACAUUCUUCUUGUGCCUUCUUCCUCAGAGAAUUGUGGGAAUUUGGAUCAUUGUUGCAGACCACAGAGAGCUACAAUCUUUAGGACUAGAAGGUUAUCUAAACCUGAUUACCUUUCCUCGAGUCCUCAUGUACAUCAGCAGUGCAUCAAAUCCCAUUAUCUAUAACGUCAUGUCUGCUAAAUUCAAGACGGCUCUGACAGACAUAUUUUGCCAUUGUAAGAGGAGUUGCACGGAAUUUCACUCCCCAUUACCAAGAUUAAGAGAUCGGACGAGUAGCUUCCAUUUGUCCCGACUAUCUUUAAGUUCGCGAGGUACACACUGGUCCCCCCGGUCCCGACAUUCCACGGGAGAAUCCUCUCAUCCGGAAUCGAGGGUCAUGUUCAAAAGAGACAAAUCAAUUGAAAGUGCUUUGUAG